Messenger RNA from Aspergillus wentii DTO 134E9, 1176 nucleotides. Its product is annotated as arrestin family protein. Gene Ontology annotation, cellular component: cytoplasm; cytosol; plasma membrane. The record is from RefSeq and is a predicted model, not a curated record. Gene Ontology annotation, molecular function: protein-macromolecule adaptor activity; ubiquitin protein ligase binding. The transcript has 5 exons. Gene Ontology annotation, biological process: ubiquitin-dependent endocytosis. Lineage: Eukaryota; Fungi; Ascomycota; Eurotiomycetes; Eurotiales; Aspergillaceae. The coding region runs from base 1 to 1176 and encodes 391 amino acids.
AUGACCGGGACACACAUCACGCAAUUUAACCUUGGACUCGACAGCUCCUGCGUCUUUCUCCCUGCAGAACGAGAUGCAGAUCAUUCUAGUUGCGUCACGGGGACCCUCCAAUUCCAUCUCUCCCAGCCUAUCUGGGUCAAAGGCAUCAAGGUAGCGCUCCGAGGAAACCUCAGACUACCUCGUGGUGAAUUCUCAAUCUGGGAACCAUUCCACGAAGCAGUCACUCUCCAACUUCAACAUCAAUUGGCCGCAUCCAGAACCCUCAGCUCAUUUCGCCUGCCGGCAGGAAAAUACCAAUUCCCAUUCGAGAUUCCCGUCAGCAAGUACGGGCUGGAGACUCUUACCGGUCCUAGCCAUGAAUACCACACUUAUCAAGUCGAUGGGAUUAUCGAACGAAAGUUCAGCAAAGAUGCCAUUGUGUCACAGCCCGUCCGGAUAUACAGGUCGUUUGAUUUGGAAGAGAUGGAAAGAUGGCAGUAUUCUUCUCCUUGCUCGAUUGAAAAACAAUGGGAUGGAAAAAUCCAGUAUAGCGUCACGAUUCCCGAUCAGAACAUGCCGUUUGGCUCGACAUUUCCAGUUGAAUUCUGGUUUGCGCCCUUGACAAAAGGACUGAAGAUUGAACGAAUCCGAAUCCAAAUCAUCGAGCGACACGAACUCAAGAUCAUUCCCACGGCAGCCGAGGCGGUACAAUAUAACCUGCGCUUCUUCAAGUCGAACAAGAAACAUACCGUUCUGAGUGGAGCAUAUUACUACGACGAUUCAACCGCAGAUGCGCAGCCGUUGGAGGAUGAACUGUGUACGAUCAAGUCGAUCCGGCUGCCGCAGCGACUGCACGAAUGCACGCAGAAUAUGGAUUCUGGGAUGAUCAAGAUCGAUCAUGAAUUGAUCUUUUCGGUGGAGCUGCGAAACGCAGAUGGUCAUUUAUCAAUGAUCAGCGGAGUGAUGCCGAUAUACAUCCACAUGUCGCCGACCGUCAUCACCAAAGACGGCGCUGUCCACGGCAAAGAUCUGCAGCAGCUGCAGAUCGACCAGAAUCCCCCGCCGUUGUAUGGCGAUCAUCUCAAAGACUCGAUGCUUGUGGAGUUGUCCAACAUCUGCAGUCAAAUGGGACUGGAAGAUGCAGGCAAUGUGCCGGAUUACGAGACAGCGAUUCGAACGGUGGCAGUGGAACAUUGA